This is a messenger RNA of Drosophila ananassae, 2520 nucleotides long. Its product is annotated as chaperone protein HscA-like. The coding region runs from base 323 to 2071 and encodes 582 amino acids. Gene Ontology annotation, molecular function: ATP-dependent protein folding chaperone; ATP hydrolysis activity; ATP binding. Gene Ontology annotation, biological process: iron-sulfur cluster assembly; protein folding. The transcript has a single exon. NCBI's taxonomy places the organism in Eukaryota, Metazoa, Arthropoda, Insecta, Diptera, Drosophilidae. The record is from RefSeq and is a predicted model, not a curated record.
UCCCAAAACAUGGAAAAUAUUAACAGAGCUUAUCAAGUGCUAAAGUCACCACUAGAACGUGCUGAGCAUUUGCUGGAUUUUUUUGAUGUGAAAAGCCAAAAGGACCACUUAAAUUCUGAAAUAUUAAGUGAAUCAAUGGAAAUAAGAGAGUAUUUGCUGGACUGCGACGAUCUACAAUUUGCAAGCAGGAUGAUUGAUGAAAAAAUAAAAGAUUGCGUUAAAAACCUAAUUAACACUUUUGCUGUAAAGAAUUUUGAUGGAGCUGCUACACAAGUCUUAAGAUUGAAAUAUUUAUAUAAGUCAUUUGAGGAGGUGAAAAAGAAUGCAACCAAUUCAAAUUUCUGAACCAAAUUCAAGUGAAGUAGUUUUUGGUAUAGAUCUUGGUACUACCAAUUCUUUGAUUGCUAUGGUAAAUAAAGCUGGUAACGUGGAGAUAUUUAAAGAUGAACAAGGAAGAGAACUGCUGCCUUCUGCUCUUUCAUAUGAAAAUAAUACAUUGAAAACUGGCUACGAUGUCGGUCAAAAUGCAAUCUACUCAAUAAAGCGUUUAAUGGGUAAAAGUGUUGAAGAAUUAAAUAAAGAAGGCCUCAAUUUUGAAAUAGAUCAUGAAAGCGAAAAAGUUAUUAGAAUAAAAUGCGCAGAGGAAAAGUAUCUUACUCCUAUUGAGAUUUCUGCUGAGAUAUUAAAAGCUUUAUGUGAGAGGGUAAAAAAGUCUAAGGGACUGGAAGUAAAAAAAGCAGUGAUUACUGUGCCAGCUUACUUUGACGAUUCAGCACGUAACGCAACUAAAUAUGCGGCAAAAUUAGCUGGCAUAGAAGUUCUUCGCCUCGUUAACGAGCCAACCGCUGCAGCGCUUUCUUACUCCAUUGAAAAGAACAAUAGCAGUGGAAUAUAUGCAGUUUAUGACCUUGGUGGUGGAACAUUUGAUAUUUCGAUAUUGAAAUUGCAUCAAGGAGUGUUUCAAGUUCUUGCGGUUGGUGGUGACACCAAACUCGGCGGUGAUGAUUUUGAUCAUUUGCUGAGUUCAAUUGUGAUUGAUAAGUAUAGAGAAAAGACGGCUAAGCAACUAAAUUCCUUACUUAUCGAAUCACGUAUUGUAAAAGAAUACCUGAGCAAAAACACCUCAGGCAUUUUUGAAUUCAGCAUUAACGGCAAGCCAUUUGAAUGUGAAAUUACCAGAGAAGAAUUCGAGCAGGCAAUAAGUCCUUUAGUUAAUAGGACUAUCAAUAUAGUCACUCGUACUAUAAGCGAUAUAGAUCUUAAAAUUGACGAUAUAAAAGGAGUAAUUUUAGUUGGUGGUGCAACUAGAACACCAUUGGUUCAAAAUUCACUAGUCAAACUCUUUGGAAAUAAAGUACUAAAUGACGUGGAUCCGGAUAAAGCAGUUGCCAUUGGGGCAGCUCUGCAGGCUCAUGAUUUAAUUUCGAGCUCAAAAGAUAGAAAUAUUCUCCUGGAUGUUCUACCUUUAUCACUUGGCAUAGAAACUAUGGGAGACAUAGUUGAAAAAAUCAUACCAAGAAAUACGCCACUACCAGUUUCAGAGAUAAAAGAGUUUACAACUUAUGUUGAUGGGCAAACAGCAAUGAAAAUUCAUGUUUGUCAGGGAGAACGUGAAAUGAUAGAGGAUAACAAAUCUCUAGCGCAGUUUGAACUAAAAGGUAUACCGCCACUGCCUGCAGGUUCUGCAAGAGUUGAAAUAGAAUUCACAGUUAACGUUGACGGAAUCUUGACUGUUACUGCAAGAGAAAAAACCACCAGAAUCGAGCAGACAGUUGAAGUAAAUUCAAGUUUUGGCUUGAGUGAAGCUGAUAUUCAAAAUAUGGUUGACCAGUCAAUAAACAGCUUUGACGAGGAUAUGAAGGCUCGUUCCCUUGCAGGCGCUAAAAUUAAUGGAAAUAAACUCAUACACUUGGUUGAAAACAAUAAUAACCUUUCCACUGAUCAAAAGUUGAAAAACCUAUUACAAAAUGCAAAAAACGCUUUACAAGGCAAUGACUUGAAUGAAAUUAACAACACUAUCGCCGAGUUAGAAAAUUCUUCUUUAGAGUUGUGUGAAUUAACAAAUAGGUAGAAAAAGCUUACACAACCUUGUGCAAUACCCUAUUUAAUCUCAAAGCAACAGGUAACCUGAAAUUAAAUGGUAACCAAUCGACCUUUCCUAAUUUAAAUGAUAAACCAACUAUGCUUACACGCCCAAUGAUAUUUUCCAUUGGUACAAAACCAACUUCAGGAAACCUACUAUCUAAAGAAUUAUUUCUAUUGUCUCCCAUAACGAAAAAUUGAUCGUUAGGUACAUAAUAAACCGGAGUGUUAUAUGAUAGCUUAUUAGAAAUGUCAUCUACCAAAAUCUCAUGUUCCUUGCCACUUAAAAGCGUUUCUAUAUAUCUUGGUAUGUUACGAUUUGACUCAUAAUCAAAAAAACUUUCAAUUUGCCUUCGCUUUACUUUCUGAUCAUUUAGGUAUAAUUCUCCCUCUAUCAUUUGCACUUUGUCACCUGGUGUUCCUAUUACUCGCUUAACA